GAUGCCUCUUCUCUUCACUGGCCCUUCCACCAUGAGACUCUGUUUACUUCUCUCUACUCUCCUCCUUUUGACCCUCUUACCCCCAGUGAGAAGUGGCAUGGGUGCUGCUGAAAACCAUUGUCUCAAUCUGUCUGGCAUUUGCAGAAGAGACAUCUGCAAAUUAACAGAAGAUACAAUUGGUGCCUGCCGAAGAAGGUGGAAAUGCUGUAGACUAUGGUGGAUCCUUAUCCCAGUUCCAACACCUCUUGUCUAUUCAGAUUAUCAAGAACCCCUUAAACCAAGGAUUAAAUAAAACUAAGAAAAGCAUCAAAAGGAAAGCUCUUCGCAUCUAAGAAUAAUAUAAUACACAUAUUGAACUCCUUGGUCUUUAUACUUAGCUUGUA
This is a messenger RNA of Tupaia belangeri chinensis (Chinese tree shrew), 383 nucleotides long. Its product is annotated as beta-defensin 109-like. Gene Ontology annotation, cellular component: extracellular region. Gene Ontology annotation, biological process: cell chemotaxis; defense response to bacterium. The transcript has 2 exons. The coding region runs from base 2 to 292 and encodes 96 amino acids. The record is from RefSeq and is a predicted model, not a curated record. NCBI's taxonomy places the organism in Eukaryota, Metazoa, Chordata, Mammalia, Scandentia, Tupaiidae. Gene Ontology annotation, molecular function: CCR6 chemokine receptor binding; chemoattractant activity.